AUGAAAUAAUUAAAUAUUAUCCUCUUCUUAAUAUUAAUAGGAGUUCCAACAGUAAUUGCAGUAAAAGGAGUUGAUUUGAGUGCAUCUUUCAAUAAUUUUUCAUGCAUAAGAAAUUCUGGUUAUGAAUUUGCUAUAGUAAGAGGAUAUAUGAGUUAUGGAGCAGUUGAUUAUGUAGGUCUUUAAAAUUUAAGAAAUGCAAAAGCAGCUGGAUUGAUAGGUGAUGCAUAUUUUUUCCCUUGUAAAGGAAGUAUAAAUAUAAAUCUUAACUUAUAAAGAGAAGACAGCUUCAGCCUAAGUAUCUGAAUUUGAUAGUGCAUAUACUUCUGAAUAUGGUACAGUUUGGAUUGAUGUUGAAUCUAAUCCAAGUUCAGGAUGUGGAUGGAGUGCAUCAGAUUAUACAGGAAAUUGUCAAUUUUUAUAAGACAUAGUAAAAGAAUUAGUAAAUAGAGGAAGAUUAGUAGGAAUUUAUGCAUCUUAAUAUUAAUGGUCAACUAUUAUGGGUUCAGCUUCAGCAUGUGCUAAAUUUACUUCUAAGCCUCUUUGGUAUGCACAUUAUGAUAAUAAUCCAUCCUUUAGUGAUUAUCCUAAAUAUGCUUUUGGUGGUUGGUCUAACCCAUCUAUCAAACAAUAUGUAGGAGAUACAACUUUAUGCAGUGUUGGAGUUGAUCUUAAUUAUUAUUGAUACAUUAAUAAUAUAACCG
Messenger RNA from Paramecium sonneborni, 701 nucleotides. The record is from the annotation of a GenBank genome assembly. Lineage: Eukaryota; Ciliophora; Oligohymenophorea; Peniculida; Parameciidae.